Messenger RNA from Alternaria atra, 3210 nucleotides. RefSeq lists its product as uncharacterized. Gene Ontology annotation, molecular function: FMN binding; heme binding; iron ion binding. The record is from RefSeq and is a predicted model, not a curated record. Bases 1 to 3210 code for a protein of 1069 amino acids. NCBI's taxonomy places the organism in Eukaryota, Fungi, Ascomycota, Dothideomycetes, Pleosporales, Pleosporaceae. The transcript is spliced from 4 exons. Gene Ontology annotation, cellular component: cytosol.
AUGUCGGAACUUGAGCCAAUCCCCGGCCCACCAGGCCUUCCUAUCGUUGGCAACAUUGCAGACAUCGAUGCAACGAAUCCCAUACAGUCCAUGUGCAACCUGACAUUAAAAUACGGUCCAAUAUGGAAGUUCUAUCUUGGCGGCGAGCGUGUUGUCAUUGCGAACCAAGCUCACAUGAACGAGAUAUGCGACGAGGAACGGUUCUCAAAGAUCAUAGCAGCAUCACUCGAACAAGUCCGAAACGGUGUGCACGAUGGCUUAUUCACAUCCUACGGACCACAAGAAGAGAACUGGGGUAUCGCACAUCGUGUUUUGCUUCCUCAACUAGGACCCCUAGCCAUUCGUAACAUGUUCAACGAAAUGCACGACAUUGCGUCUCAACUUGUGAUGAAGUGGGCACGACACGGCUCUGAGCAUACCAUUCACGUCACAGACGACUUUACACGUUUAACUCUCGAUACCAUCGCCCUCUGCGCCAUGGACUACCGUUUCAACUCGUACUACUACCAAAAGAUGCAUCCGUUUGUUGAUGCCAUGGCCGAUUUCCUCAAGACUAGCGGAGACCGCGCUAGGAGAGACCCCAUCUCGCAGAUGUUCUACGGUGCGGAGUCGCAGAAGUACUGGAGAGACAUUGAACUACUACGCAAGACUAGCAUGGAUGUCAUCAAGACGAGGAGAGAGAAUCCAACCGACAAGAAGGACCUACUCAACGGCAUGCUCAACGGUGUCGACUCAAAGACUGGUAAGAAGAUGACAGAUGAGAAUGUUAUUGACAACAUGAUCACGUUCUUGAUUGCUGGACACGAGACAACUUCGGGUUUACUAUCUUUCACUUUCUACUACCUACUGAAGAACCCUCAAGCAUACGAGAAGGCGCAGCAAGAAGUGGAUGAUGUGAUUGGCAAGGGACCGAUUACUGUUGAUCACCUCACAAAGCUUCCUUACCUGAAUGCUGUACUUCGGGAGGCUCUUCGUCUCCAGCCGACUGCGCCUUCAGUGGGCAUGACGGCUAAAGAAGACACUACGAUUGGAGGAAAGUAUGCAGUCAAGGCAGGCGUGCCUCUCGUCGCACUAUUCCCAAUGGUUCAUCGCGACCCAGUCGCAUAUGGUGAGGAUGCCGAGGAGUUCCGUCCCGAACGAAUGCUUGAUGCAGAGUUCGAGAAGCGCAAUACCGAGUUCCCCAACUGCUGGAAGCCGUUCGGUAACGGCAUGCGAGCUUGUAUCGGAAGACCAUUUGCCUGGCAAGAAGCCCUCUUGGUGCUUGCCAUCCUCCUCCAGAACUUUAAUUUCACCAUGGAAGACGCAUCGUACCAGCUCCAGAUCAAGCAAACGCUCACCAUCAAGCCCAAGGACUUUUACAUGCGCGCGCAUCUCCGAAGUGGCAUCUCCGCGACAUCGCUCGAACGUAAAUUGGCAUCGGUUACUCUCAACGAGCCUCCGCCAGCAAACGGUGCGCCCGGUGUGAGGAAAGAGAAUGCCGCCAAAGGCAAGCCCAUGGCUAUCUACUAUGGCUCCAACACCGGCACAUGUGAAGCGCUCGCCAACCGCCUUGCCAGUGACGCCGCGAAUCAUGGCUUCAAUGCGGAAGUCGUAGACACCCUAGAUGCUGUGCGCGAGAAUUUACCCACCGACAAGCCCAUCGUUAUCGUCACAGCCUCGUACGAAGGAGCACCUACAGACAAUGCCGCACACUUUGUCAACUGGAUCGGCACAUUGAAGGGCAAGGAGCUGGAGAACGUAUCGUAUGCAGUCUUCGGGUGCGGUCAUCGCGAUUGGGCAAAGACAUUCCACAAGAUUCCAAAAUAUCUCGACGCGACUCUGGAGGAACGAGGCGCGACCAAGAUGGUGCAAAUGGGUACCACUGAUGCCUCUUCAGGGGAUAUCUUCACUGACUUUGAGACCUGGGAGGACCAGGUGUUCUGGCCAGCCAUGCGCGAAAAGUAUGGGUCUACUGAGGUCGAUGGCGAAGGUUCGUUGGAGACUACUCUUGAUGUCGAAGUCACAGCGCCCAGGUCAUCGACAUUACGCCAGGAUGUUCGUGAGGCUCGUGUCGAGGAGGUUGAGGUUCUUUCCAAUGAAGAUGCUUCCGAGAAGAGACACAUCGAGAUCAGCCUUCCAUCAGGCAUGACAUACUCUGCGGGAGAUUACCUGGCCAUCCUACCUUUGAAUCCCAAGAAGAACAUUCAACGUGCCAUGCGACAUUUCGGUUUGAGUUGGGAUUCGAUGCUGACCAUCUCUUCGGCCGGCCCCACGACGCUUCCUACGGAUACUCCCCUCAGCGCCGUCGAUAUUCUCGGCGCGUAUGUCGAACUGGCCCAACCCGCUAGCAAGCGCAAUGUUGUUGCACUUGUCGAGUCUACACGUGACGAAGCCGAGAAGAAGCAGCUAGCGCAUCUCGCUGAUGAAGCCUUCAGCGCUGAGAUCACCGCCAAACGUGUAUCCGUCCUUGAUCUCCUCGAGCGCUUCCCAUCCACGAAACUGCCACUCGGCGUCUUCCUGAAGAUGCAGCCACCGAUGCGCGUACGCCAAUACUCCAUCUCGUCGUCGCCUCUAUGGAACCCCAACAAUGUCACCCUCACCUACUCCGUCGUCAGCGCACCCGCCCUGAGUGGCCAAGGCCGGUACGUAGGCGUUGCUACGAAUUACCUUGCGAACCUUGCGCCAGGCGACCGGUUACAUGUUAAUGUGCGGGCUUCGCACCAAGCCUUCCACUUGCCGAAAGACUCCAAGAACGUGCCCGUCAUCAUGAUGGCAGCAGGUACCGGUCUCGCACCGUUCCGGGGUUUCAUUCAAGAGCGGGCAGCUCAAAUCGCAGCGGGCCGCAAACUCGCACCUGCCAUUCUCUUCUAUGGCUGCCGAUCACCUUCCAGCGACCUCAUGUACAGCGAUCUUCUCAAGCGUUGGGAAGACAUGGGCGCAGUCUCCAUCCGGUUCGCUUUCUCGCGUAAGACGGACGAGUCGCAUGGCUGUAAGUAUGUGCAAGACCGUGUGUACCACGACCGCGCCGAUGUCAUCGAGCAGUUUGAAGCCGGUGCUAAGCUCUUUGUCUGCGGAUCGCGCGAAGUUGGGAAUGGUGUGCAGGAGACGCUUAUCAAGAUUGCCAAGGAGAGAUUGAAGGAAAAGGAGGGGCGGGAGGCGGAUGAUGCCAAGGCUAGGGAGUGGUUUGAGGGUCUGCGCAACGAGCGGUUUGCUACUGACGUCUUUGAGUAG